Messenger RNA from Pistacia vera, 889 nucleotides. Its product is annotated as organelle RRM domain-containing protein 2, mitochondrial-like. Lineage: Eukaryota; Viridiplantae; Streptophyta; Magnoliopsida; Sapindales; Anacardiaceae. The record is from RefSeq and is a predicted model, not a curated record. Gene Ontology annotation, molecular function: RNA binding. The transcript has 3 exons. Bases 129 to 557 code for a protein of 142 amino acids.
AUAGUGGUGCUGGUACCGUAUAACUCGUUUCGCGAGGAUUCCACUGGUUCACUAAACCCUAAAAAGUCUUAAAACCCUAAAUUUCUCACCGCCAUUUCUUUGAAUCGAAUAAUCCAAUAUUUGAUUCGAUGGCGUUCGCUUCCAGCUUUCGUCGCGUCCUUAGCUCUGGCUCUUCCGUUCUUCAAUCUCAACUCGCUACCGUUCGUUUUAGUUCAACUCUUACUUCCCCUAAACUCUUCGUCAGUGGUCUAUCAAGACUUACAACUGAUGAAAGGCUUAAGGAGGCAUUUUCUUCAUUUGGACAGCUUCUUGAUGCAAAAGUUAUAACAGACAGAAUGUCUGGAAGAUCAAAAGGGUUUGGUUUUGUUACGUAUGCAACCAUAGAGGAAGCUGAGAAGGCUAGAGAAGGAAUGAACGCAAAGUUUUUGGACGGAUGGGUUAUUUUUGUUGACCCUGCUAAACCAAGGGAGUCCAGACCACCUCCUCCGCGUCAAUCAGAAUCGCAACCCUCUGAGACAGGUUUCAGAACAAACAAGACAAUCGGAUGGUGUGGGUGAUUUAAGGUGGUUGACGGUAUUCAUCAUACUAGAAGACUAUUUACAGAAUGCACUUCCUUAUUUUUCCUACUAACAUCUUGUAUUCAUGAAGAUGAGGGAUUGGUGGUCAUAAUUUUGUUAUGGUUUAUUUGGACAAAAGUCAUUUUGGAUUGGUGGUCAUAAUUUAUUUAUGAUUUAUCAAUCGAUUUAUUGGGAUUAUGGGAACCUAUAGCACUUCACUUGUAUUCAUUCCUGAUCUGGUAGUUGUACGGUGAUAUACAUCUUUUGGUUCCUGUUUAAAAAUAAAAUCCUCAAAAGUAGUCAUAACUCAGCUUGUUAGAUAAAUGUUUUAG